Thyridium curvatum is the source of this 1134-nucleotide messenger RNA. RefSeq lists its product as uncharacterized. Bases 1 to 1134 code for a protein of 377 amino acids. The record is from RefSeq and is a predicted model, not a curated record. NCBI's taxonomy places the organism in Eukaryota, Fungi, Ascomycota, Sordariomycetes, Thyridiales, Thyridiaceae. The transcript has 9 exons. Gene Ontology annotation, molecular function: methyltransferase activity.
AUGACGGGCGACGACAGCACCACCGGCAAGGCCGCUCCGGCCGCCGCGGGCGGGGACGACCAGGUGCCGCAGGGCGGGCCGGCCCAACAGGAGAUGUUCCCGCUCACGGACGUGUCGCGCGAGGGCGGCAUCGAGGCAUUGCUGGACAGUCAGAUGUUGGAGGUCGAUGACCGUCUUUGGGAUGGAGACUCUGCUGUCGGUGGUCUGACGAACGUCCUCUAUGAGCACAUCCAAGAGAACGGCCGGACGUAUCACCGCUACAAAGAAGGCAAGUAUCCACUGCCGAACGAUGAGCUCGAGCAAGACCGAUUAGACUUUCAACACAAGCUGUAUCGUCUGAGUCUUGACAACAGGCUCUAUGCUGCUCCAAUAGGAGACAACCCAAGGAACGUGUUAGACGUAGCGACUGGAACAGGCAUAUGGGCCAUCGAAUUUGCUCAGGAGCAUCCAGGCUCGCACGUUGUCGGAACAGACCUCUCGCCUAUCCAGCCGACAUGCAGCGCCCCCUCCAACGUGACCUUCGAGAUCUGCGACGCAGAGGACGAGUGGUCCUUCCCGCAAAAGUUCGACUUCGUCCACAUGCGCGCCGUCGUCACCUGCUUCCGCGACCCCAAGGCCGUCUUCGCGCAGGCCCGCGACGCCCUGCAGCCGGGCGGCUACCUCCAGCUGCGGGACCCCAUCAUGCCCUUCAAGUUCCACACGCCCCCGCCCGAGGACUGCGCCCUCGUGCGCUGGAACGGCCUCUUGCGCGAGGCGACGGCGCGCAUCGGCCGCCGCUGGGACAACGCGCAGCACUACGCCCGGUGGCUGCGCGAGCUGGGCUUCGUCGACGUCAGGGAGCACGAGGAGGCCAUACCGCUGAGUCCGUGGGCCAAGAGCAGACGCCUCAAGUAUCUUUCUCUGUGGCUGCAGCACGACAUGGUCAGCGGGCUCGAGGGCAUGAGCAUGGCUCUCUUCACUCGCGUCCUCGGCUGGGAGGGAGCCAAGGUAAAAGAGUUCGUGGAGGAGGUCAAGAAGGAUAUCUGCAACCCAAGUAUCCACGCUUACGGCGCCGGUGUUCUGGUUUGGGGCAGAAAGCCUCUCGAGGGCGAGGUCAUGACAGAGCCAAAGCAUUCGGCAGAAUCAUCCGGUUGA